CCCCCCGGCCCGCCAGAAGUACUCUUCUGCCUCAGGAUGGGAUACUGGCUCCUGCCUCACACCCUGUGAGCAAGCCAGCGCCGAGGUUUUUGUGGGGAUGCCUGUCAACCGCCACAAGUCAGAUUCUUUGGAGAUGGACUCUGACAUGUCACCCAGCUGCAGACUCAGUGACUUGAGCAGAGGAGGGAGCUUGGAGAGUCGGAGCAGCAGUUCUCGGUCCAGAAGUUUUACUUUGGACGAUGAAAGCCUCAAGUACCUCACACAUGAGGAAAAAGACGUCAUCCUGUUCUUUGAAGAGACUCUGGAUUCCCUGGAAGAUGACUUGGAGGAGCCAGUCCUGUGUGACAGUGGCAUUCAUUGCCAGUCUCCCCAGUCUCUGGAAGAGAGCCCAUCCAGUCACUCUGAGCCAGAAGAUGUCAUCGAUUUAGUGCAGCCUGGACCUGCAGUUGGGGAAGCGGAGUGCCUUCCAGAUGCGUCUCAGAUAGCAGGGGCUGGACCUAUUGGAAAAGAAGAGGAGCCUGUCCUUGAAGGCAGGAAGCAGAAUGCUGAGAAGUCCCCACAGUCAGGUUCCACAGUUCCAGAGGCAUCUGAUACCCCAGCCCAUCCCAGGAAGGAGCUGCUCCCUCCUCCUCCUCCAGCAGAGCACCCAAAGCUCCCACGCUCUGUCCCCACUCCUCUUGUGAUUGCUCAGAAAAUUUCAGAGAAGUUGGCAGGAAAUGAAGCCCUUUCUCCCACAUCUCCCUCCAAAGAAGGCAGGCCUGGAGAAUGGAGGACACUGGCUUCUCUAGCCCCUCAGAAUGUGGACCACUUCCUGUGGCAGAGACACACGGCACAGCCACCACCCAAGAUUCAUCGCUUCCCCAGCAACAUCAGCAUGACCAACAGCUCAGGAAAGGAAUUCAGUAAGACCAUCUCAAAGGCAGCCGUCAAUGUGCAGGAACGGAAAGCCCAAGUCCUGGCCAACAUCAAUGGUGUCUCCUUCCUUAACCCAGGAGACACAGAAGACCGUUCACAGAAGAGUGACCAUCCAGAGCAGAGGAAUGUCUCUCCAGAUGAGACAGCACAUGCCCAGGACACCCCAGGUCUGGCCACGGAAGCCACAGGCCCCCGAGCAGCAGGGCAGUCCAGUGGUCAGCAGUCCAGAGGCGUGCAGACAGAACAGCCCCCCACACUGGCCAAUGGCUUCCAGAGCAUCCACGAGGCCCUAAGGAGUGAGCCCAGCCCCUUUGUGUCCACUGGAAAGACUAUCACCUUCCGCCCAGACCCUACUCAUGCCAGCAGACUGGCCCGCCAGAAUGCCAGCAGGAGCGCCUAUGAGCCCCAGCAGCCAGACUGUAGCCAGGACACCAGGAGACGGCGGGGCUCCCUCCCCAGAGCAGUGGGCUUCAGACCCCAGGGCAUCACUGUGCAGUUCUCUGGCCGAGGCUCCACAGAGGAAGCCCGGCGGGAGGCCCUCCGCAAGCUCGGGCUGCUGAAGGAAAACUCGUGAUGAGGACUGUCUUGGGAAACUGUGGGAGGCAUGCUGGCUGGCACAGUGGCUGAAAUAUACCUGGUUUCCCCUCCCUAAAAAGAAAUGAAGCAUUAUUGUUGAUAAAAGGUUAUCUCCUACUGCAACUCCAGGAGCUGGUUGGUGUAAAAUGCACAAGCCUUCAUCACAAAUACUGUGCCCAGUGCAGGAAGGAGCCCAGUGGCUGGCAUCAGGAAUCCCACAGCCGAGUGAAAGAGAAACUUAAGCCAUGUCUUGUCAUCUUUUUUCAGAGGUCUAAAACAAAGAAUAAUCUUUAACACCUGUUGGCUUCUAUGAUUUGUUAAUGCCAUAUGUUUUUAGAGUCAGGAAGAGGGAGGAAACCUUAUUUGUCAUUCUUGAGUCUUUGCUCUAGACUUCCAUCCCAAGUAUAUACAUGAAAACCAUUUUAGAUCUCUCCUACUCAGGAUUUACCCCCUUUUCUAUGAACAUAAAAAAGAAAUGCCUGUUAAGUUUUUAUAGUGCAUGAUACUUUUUUGGUUUUUUGUUUUUGAAGGCUGAAAGAUGGUACUUUGCCCCUGGGUUCAUUUUUGUUUCUUGAUAUAAUUUGGUUUGCCCAAUAUUUUAUUUGAUAAAUUAAAAUGAAAUCUUUAGAAUAUCAUUUGCUAUAAUUUUGAGUUAUGAAAGUAGAAUAAAAAGGUUGAAUUGGAAAAAACUGGUAAUUUUGAUAAAGCAAGUCUCGGACUGCACAACCUAUUUUCCUAGACCAUGUAUUUGAGUCUGUUGUGUGUGUGUGUAUAUAUAUAUAUAUAUAUAUAUAUAUAUAUGUACAUAAUAUGUGUUAACAUGUACAUAGGUAUUGUGUGGUGUGCAUGUUAUUACAUACAUAAAAACUCCUGAAACCCCCAUUAAAUAACUACAGGAUUUGAGCCCUUCCUGUGCUCUCUAAGGUAUCAUGAGGGAGGGACGACACAAGAAAUUACUUCCUAAAAGAGAAGUCUUUUAAGGCCACAUGUACACGUGCAAACAUGGUUUUUCCUCAAUAGUAUAUUCUGUUCCCAAUUAAAGUAAUAUUCUCUGAUUCUAAAUAAGCUACAUUUUUCCUUUUUCGGUGAAAAACAUUUUUAAAAACUGAUCUUUUUUUAGUUUAUCACCUCUCUUACGUUUUGUAUAUUCCAAGGUAACUAAAAAACAAAAGAUUCUCAAAAGAUGCCUCAUUGCUUAUGUUUCAUGAGCAACAUCUCAGAAUUAAUUUAAAAAAGGGAAAACAGCGAACUAGGUUACUCAGCAUGAAAAGAGCUGGUUUGUCUCCCAGACAUGCUGAGCUGUGGUCACAGGCAUUAUUAUCAAAACUAAGUCUGAAGUCUUAAAUCUCUAAAAAUAGAUGAGGUGGGGCUGUGCUGGGCAGUCACACCCUUCUGUUUCUGUGUCCCUGCCAGUGCUCUAACAGAGCCUAUUUCUUUCCUGCCGACUAUUACUGAAAUUCAACCCUUUAAAAUGUACUGUGAAGGGUGUUUUUUCUUGUAGUAUUCCACUUGCCUUAUAAGUUACAUAAGACAAAUGAUUAUGGUUUUUUUUCCCCUUAGAACCACAGGAUUCAUGAGUUUUUGUACAAGGUGAGAUGCCAUACACAGUGUUUAAUUGAGGGUCUUGGUAGAGCUAACAUUUUAAAUAUCACUUUAUGAGGAUUGUUUUUUAUCUUAUGAUUUUAUUGUGAAUAGGUGAACUUGACUGUAUAUUAGUAUAUUUGUUUUUAAUGACAUUUUUGAAAAAUAAAUUUAGUUUUAUCUUACAUAUAAGCAACUUUGAUUUUUGACAUUAUUCACAGUAUCCUGAGUUAUUUUCUUUUAAAUGGUUUUUUCCUUCUAUUUAUAAUUUCUAUUUAUUCAUAAUUAUACUGACUGUUACGCAAGUCAUUUCUUAUGCGUACAGUCUUUGUGAUUGAAGCCCUAUGUUUUCUUAGAGCUUCAAAGGAUAGCUGCCAGUGACCUGACCUGUAUGUGUACAGAACAUGUUAACAAAAAAUCUAGUUUGCCAAGAGGCAUUACUUUCCUUGCCACAGCUAUGUGGUGUUAAAUUUGUAAAGGCCAUCUGGUUCAAGGUAAUUUGAAGGACUGUAUUUCAAAAAAAACUGUAAAGAAAAGCAAAGAUGAAUCCAAAAUGCCAGUUUCUUUUCAAGUGAUACUUGUAAAUCAUUUAUGUUUAUAAAACUCUUAAUAUUUAAAAAUCAGAAAAAAUUCUCCUUU
This is a messenger RNA of Fukomys damarensis (Damara mole-rat), 3711 nucleotides long. It is a transcript of the gene Proser2, whose product is annotated as proline and serine rich 2. Bases 98 to 1489 code for a protein of 463 amino acids. The transcript has 4 exons. NCBI's taxonomy places the organism in Eukaryota, Metazoa, Chordata, Mammalia, Rodentia, Bathyergidae. The record is from RefSeq and is a predicted model, not a curated record.